Molecule: messenger RNA, 378 nt
Organism: Peronospora matthiolae
Lineage: Eukaryota; Oomycota; Peronosporomycetes; Peronosporales; Peronosporaceae
Source: the annotation of a GenBank genome assembly
AUGGUUGGACUAGGGCCGAGUGAUCAAGGAUGCGGUUCCUUUGAUGUGAGUGUGGGUGGCCGUGAGGGCACCACACCUAAUGUCAGUAGUAACAUUGUUGGCGAUACGCCAUCUAGUGUGGGCGGCCGUGAAGGCACUACGCUUAACGUCGGUAAUGGUGUCGUUGGCGAUACGCCGUAUAGUGUGGGCGGCCGUGAGUGCACCACACCUGAUGUCAGUAAUGAUAUUGUUGGCGAUACACCAUUUAGUUUGUGCGGCCGUGAUGGCACCACGCUCAAUGUCAGUAAUGAUAUUGCUGGAGAUACGCCAUAUAGUGUGGGCGGCCGUGAGGGCACCACACCUAAUGUCGAUAAUGACAUUGAUGGCGAGAUGCCGUAA